Molecule: messenger RNA, 495 nt
Organism: Lolium perenne
Lineage: Eukaryota; Viridiplantae; Streptophyta; Magnoliopsida; Poales; Poaceae
Source: RefSeq, a predicted model, not a curated record
AUGCCUCCGCGCCGCCGCCCCUCCUCCGGCUACCACGGUGUCCGGGUGCGGCCGAGCGGCCGGUUCGACGCGGAAAUCCGCUCCGCCGAGGAGCGGAUCCGCCUCGGCACGUUCGACACCGCGCACGAGGCGGCGCGGGCGUACGACGCCGUCGCCUGGCGGCUCGGCCGCUCCCGCCGAACGAUGAACUUCCACGACGUGUUCACGCGGGAGCAGGCGGAGAUGCUGGCGCCGCCGCCGCCGAUGAUCACGCGCGAACAGCAGCGCCGAUGUCGAGAGCUGAAGCAGCGCCUCCUCAUCACCGAGAGCGACGAGGCACUGCGCCUCGAAUGGGCGCGCCGCUUCCCCGAGGACGUCGACGCCAAGGAGGCCUUCUACGCGCAGAAGGAGGAGGAGAAGGCGGCGAUGAAAGCAAAGAAAAAGGCGAGCCGCGAGAAGCGCCGCGGCGAGUCCGCGGCGAGGAAGAAGGUUCGUGAGAACUACCAGAAAGACUAG